GACCAAAUAUUAUGAUACAUCUCUUUAGUCCUAUCCAUUUCGUCCACUUCUUACUUACUUACUUAAGCCUGUUACUCCCAAUGUAGCAUAGACCGCCGACCAGGAUUAUUCUGUAAACUAGUUAUACAUAAAUAGUGAAUAGAUUAUAUAUUAUACUUUAAAGAAAGAGAUACUAUUCAGAAGACUUCGAAGAACAUGAUGUAUAGAUAUAUACAGUACCUGCAUAUACAUACAUAUUAGAUAGUACACAUAAAUCAAAUCCAAUUACUCGUACUAAUUACUGACGACAAUUGUGAUAAGUUAUUCCAUACUUGUUUAUCUCUUAUUCUAGGAUAGUAACUUGAUGUUUAUUGUUGAAAACAACAACACCAACAACAUCUUCGACGACGACGACAACAACAACAACUGAGGAAUACGUCUAUCAAAGAUUAUAAAUGGAAUAUUACAUUAUCCAAUUAAGAAGAAAAACAUCUUUCUAAUAUUGCCUAUGGUUAAUAUCGCCUUGGAGAUUACAUCAAAAGUGAAUAAUUUAUUGAAGGUAUUCAUUGAAUAUUCUAAUUUCUAUUCUUCAAUUAAACAAUUACUGAUUCUAUUUACCGAUAUUAAUCAAAAUAGAUCAUGAAUUCAUAUAAUAGUGAAAUUACAUCUAUAAAAUCUAUUCAUAGUUAUACUAGUCAUGUAAUCUCAUCUAAUUCAUCAUCACAACCAUCAACUGAUUCAUUAAGACCACCAUCUAUAACUGGUUUACCACAAUUAAAAAGCCUUACAUCAACAGAAAUUAUGAAUAUUAAUAAAAAUCCUAUCAUAACAUAUUCAAAUGAUAAACAUUAUAUUAAACAUAUACCAAAUAUUAUUACUACUACUCAUACUACUUAUACUACUAAUAAUACUACUAAUAAUGAUUUUACUGAUGAAAUCUUUCAAACGAAUGGACAGUUGUUAACAACAACUAUACCAGAUGAUAUUCAUCAUUUAAAUCAAUGGAACUUUCAAUAUAGUACAAAUCAUAUAAAUGACCAUAAAACAUUGAAUAAUAAUGGUACAUUCUUUUGUGGUCCAGGACGUAAACGUUAUUUAAUUGCAUUUUUAUGUUGUACAUGUCUUACUAUUGUUAUUGGUAUGAGAUCAGAAAUGUUAGGUAUUAUAACUAAUUUAAAUAAUACUAAUACACGUAUAACAUUCGGGAUUAAAUAUACAACAAAUAAAUAUCAUAAAGAUUUACAUCAUCUAGAUCCUAACAUGAUGAAUGGAUCUAUAGAAUUAGAAAAAGAUAAAGAAGAUAAAGAAGAACUACAACAACAACAACAACAAGAGAAGGGGGGAGAAGAAGUACAAGAAGAAGAAAUCAAUAUUGAUGAAGAAUUACAUAUUAAUUCAAAUAGAAUCUAUCAUAAUAUACGUCCAUUAACAACAUCAUUAAUAUUUAAACCAUCAGAACAUCGUAAAAUGCCAUGGACUGAAACAAUUAAAAAUGAUAUUGUAGAAAAUUCAGUAUUUUUUGCUUAUUUAAUAACAAGUCCUAUAGGAGGUUAUUUAACAGUAAAUUAUGAUUCAUCAUUUUUAUUAGGUAGUUCAGUUGCUAUUACAUGUGGUAUGAAUUUAUUUUUACCACUUGUUGAAACUAUUGGAAAUAAUAUUAAUGCAAAAUUAAUUAUGAUUAUAUUAUUAAGAUUAAUACAAGGAUUAGCUGAAGGUUGUUUAAUACCAUCUGUAUUUGGUAUAUUACGUUUUUGGAGUCCUAUUAAUGAACGUUCUACAUUAGUAUGUUUAUCUGUAAUUGGUGUAUCAUUAGGACCAUUAAUUGGUUUACCUGUAUGUGCUGAAAUUGAAAAAAAAUGGGGUUGGGGUGUUGUAUUUUAUAUAUAUGCUAAUUUAGGUUUAAUAUGGUGUAUAUUUUGGUGGAGAUUAAUUGAUGAAAAACCAAAUAAAGAUAAAAAAUUAAAUAAACAUGAAUUAAAUUUUUUAAAAACAACAAUAUCAAAUCGUAUAUUAUAUAAUCAUAAUUAUACAAAAAUACCAUGGCAACAAAUAUUUACAUCACGUCCUGUAUAUGCUAUAUUAUUUACAUAUGCUGCAGAUGAUUGGACAUUUCAAAUAUCAUCAGUAUGUAUGCAAUCAUUUUAUCAACAAAUAUAUAAUGUUGAUGUUGAACGUACUAUAUUUUUUUUAUCAUUUCCAUUUUUAUCAAGAUCAAUGUUUGUUCCAAUUGGUGGAAUAUUUGCAGACCUUUUAAGAAUUAAUACUAAUCUUUCACGUACUACAAUACAUAAAUUAUUUGCUGGAUUAGGUUUUGGAUUAAAAGGUAUAUUCUUUAUUGCACUUGGUUAUGCACCAUCUGAAAUCUAUGCAACAAUGUUACUAUCAUUGGCAUUAGGUUUCUCUGGAUUAGCAGUAGCAGGCUAUGCUGUAAAUGUGAUUGAUUUAGCUCCUAAUUUCUCAGGUUUGGUUAUGGGAUUUGCCAAUAGUGUCAGUACAUUUACAGGUAUCUUAUCAACAUUUAUUGCAUCAGUUGUUGUACAUAAAUUUGGUUUAGAAUUAAAAAAUGGUUGGAGAGUUGCUUUAUGUUUAGCAGCAUUUAGUCAAUUUGUUGCUAUGAUAACAUAUUUAUUAUUUAGUUCAAGUGAACAACAAUCAUGGGCAUAUUCACCGACACUUGAAGAUGUUGACAAUGAUGAUCAAGAUAAUCAUAACAAUACCAAUAAGAAUAGACCUAUGGAACAAAUCAAUCAUUCCAUGAUUUGA
Messenger RNA from Schistosoma rodhaini, 2742 nucleotides. Lineage: Eukaryota; Metazoa; Platyhelminthes; Trematoda; Strigeidida; Schistosomatidae. The record is from the annotation of a GenBank genome assembly.